AUCAACGACAGCCCACGAUUCCACGAUGCAGUCACUUCGUAGAGCAGCAGUGACUGCUGGCCGCACGAGCCGAACUUCUCUAUCGCGCCAGUCGCGCCGAUUCGCUCACGAUGAGCACGCCCACGCCCACCCUCACCACACAGUCGAUGAGCCCAUUGGGUAUGGCUUUUGGGCGACGAUAGGCGUCAUCCCCACUGGCUUAGCCAUCUACACCAUGUCACGAAGCGACGGCGACAAUAACGAGCCUUACUUCACACGCAUGAUCUCCAAUGCUACAGAUGGACUACACGACAAGUGGACGUCGCAAAACGACUUGCACGUGCGCAUGAUCGAGCAGGCGGGUGAGGACAGGGUGCUAUUCUUGAAGACCCGGCCCCAACCGCACGUUGAAAUGAAGUUCCCCGAGAUCAUGAACGUUGGAUCGCCUUACAACGUCCCUGCAGGAAGCCAAGUUCAGAUGGACAAGGUAAUCGAGAAGUACAAGAAACUCGCAUACGAAGACAAUGAGCGCAAGUUGGAGAAGCUGCGGAACAACGACAUCUCGUCUGAGAAGCCAUUUGAAGGCAAGACGCGCGUCAAGAAGGCGCCCGAUAUGUUCUAGACACGUAUUGAGUUGGGCGGACAGAUGUACAUAUCUAAGGAAUGAUAUCCAUUUCAUUUGUGUAUAUGAGCUCUUGCACUGUCAUUACAAGAUCCUAUCCCGGGAUGAUGCUGCCUGGAUGCCGUCGCAGUAUCAUUAGUAGCGUAAUAUCAGAGUUAUGGUACAC
Pyrenophora tritici-repentis Pt-1C-BFP is the source of this 767-nucleotide messenger RNA. RefSeq lists its product as uncharacterized. NCBI's taxonomy places the organism in Eukaryota, Fungi, Ascomycota, Dothideomycetes, Pleosporales, Pleosporaceae. The record is from RefSeq and is a predicted model, not a curated record. Gene Ontology annotation, cellular component: mitochondrion.